CCAAGAGAUUGAGCCGAAAGAACUACGUGUACUUGCUAUGUACUGUGCGAAGUUUUUACGUAUUGACUCAUAAUUACAUAAAAACCGUCAAAAGAAUGGCAAGAAAGGCAAGUACUCAUGCGCUACGCGCACAUCCGGUAGCUAUGCGCAGUGGCAGGACCGCGACUGCCUGCUCUGCGACAACCUGCUGCAGAAGUUAUACGACCACAUCAACACAACAUCCGUCUUUAUCCUCGUCAUCCUCGGCGAACUACUUUCAGAACCAUCUUCCGACUUCUUCCUCCUCUUCCACCACUAAUACACAUUACACUUCGUCUUCGCACCCAAAAAUAGCGUCGUCUCCCUCUUCCAGCAGCAGCUCGUUUUCCUGUUCUAGUAGCAGCUCGUCUUUUCCGAAUUUGACGGUGCAAGCCGGCAAGGGGAAGUUCGAAGGUCUACGUCGCAGUUUUGCCAGGGAUCUGAAAGCCGGAGAGUAUGCCUCCACUAAAUUCCGGAAUGCUAAACAUGCUCUAGAGAUAGGGUUUAAAGCCCAUCUGGACCUUCAAUUGCCUCCAGAGCAUCUAGUGUACAAGCGUGUAACUCUCUUUUUCUUGCGUGUAGCAAAGGCGAAGAAAGAGCUCGGGAAUGAUGAUCAUUCGCUCUACUCCUCCUCUUCUUCCACUAAGUCUAUGUCUGGAUAUUUUGCCGCGAAGCGCGUAGAGCAUGAGGUGAAAUCUAUGCGGAUACAGACUAGAGAUUGGGCGUCACUGUUUCAGCUUUUCACCAAGGCACAUGUGUCUGAUCAGGAACUAGCACAUUUUUUCAGGGAUGAGGUGUUUUUGCCUGAAGAACAAGAGCAUCAUGUGUCCGAUGCCGAUGAAGAACAAGGAUCAUACGAAAGUACAGCACCUUCUUGGGUCACAAAACUAAUGAAGCCGAAGGAGUUGCGCGGAACAGGCGGAUCACCAGGGACUAGAAAAGGAAGUCCUCUACCCCUGGCAUGGGACUUGAAAGAACUUGGCGCUAUCGGGAACUACUAUUUUAUGGCUGUAGUGAAGCUGAUUCAUCCUUGCCUGCAUCCUUGAAGUUGAAACGUAUGAGGUAGUAAGUAUCACCAGGGAAAAAUAUUGCUUGCCCAUACUUUUCAGGGAUGCCCUUGGAGAUGAGUUACAGACAGUUGUUCUAAGCAUUCCUUGCACGUUUCGCCAGAGGAAAGUCGAGAAAUUUUCUUGCACAUCGACAAGGAACUUUCUCGGUUGCAUUCUACAACAAGCUCCGGAGGUGUCGCCUGCCCAUUCGGACUGUCUUCUCUCUGUAGAGCCUAUGCACGAGUGAAUUUUAGAUCACCAGUUUUGGAAAAAUUGUUGUUGGAGGAUGGGAAGAGGUACUUGACGUCAUCGAGGAGUGACAGUGAACCCGCUGAUUCCGACCACAUCAACAUACCUGCAGGGGAGUGCAAGCCUGAGGACCUGAGUAAUUUCUGCUUGUUUUUCAAUCAGAUGGGAGAGAAGAUCCAGCAUGCUUUUUUGGCGGGUCCUACUGUUGAUGAGGAAGGCCAGGAGAAGGCUCUAGUCGCGCAUCAACAGAAAGACAAAAGAGAAGCGCCUCUACAGAUUACAGAGACAGAGCAAGCCCUUGCCGAUGCUUGUCUGCGUCGCAAAAACGACUUCACACUAGAGGGGCUAGCAAAUGUCGUGCUUUUCUGUGCACGCAGGAGGCUCUUCUGGACGGAGAUGGUGAAAGAUAGCCUGCAGAAUAGCUUUCCACGGGAAGCAUCAGCGUCAACGAAGUCAUCAAUGGUGAAGUCAACGAUGGCAAAAUCCACAUCGAAACAAGGUGGUACUAUGACCAUGACGAUGGCCAGUAUAUGCAAAUUCGUAGAAGCAGCUUCGAUUAUGAAACAUACGGGCUUAUCGUUUUGGCAUGCUGUGGGGAGAUCGAUUAUCUCAGGCUCUUUGGGUCCUGGUGGAGGGAGUUUGCGAAGCCACACGAACAUCUCUCGUACCGAAGCUGUGUUUCUCCUGAAGGCACACACCCGUUGUGGGAUACGUUGUGCGUCUCUAUUCCGGUAUUUGAUCAGAGUGAUCGUUCCCAUUCAGGCAAGCGCAGCUCCGAGUUGUCAGCAUGUUAAUCUGAAUAGAAAUCAAACACAAACGCGGCAAGAAUCUCUGCAAGGAGCACUCGACCACACUAAAAAGAUGUUAUCUUUCUUCGAUACUAUGGCUCUACUACAAGCUGCACAAACAUUGCAUAUAUCUUUGGAGAAGGACGUUUUUUCUUUGCUCCCACGAUCGUUUGGGAGUAGAGAAAAAGAUGCGAUUGUAGUAGAAGCUAUUGAAAGGUUACGAGGUGAAAAAUGAAGGUCAAACUUUCUUUGCAAUUGCAAUCCUCGGAAGGUGCUUUUCUAAAAGUGUCAGAAGCGCGUCUUCGGCUACGCUCAUCGCAUCCUUCGUUUAUUAUUUCAAACAUCCUGCAGCAUCAAAAAAGGAAAUUUCCGUGAUUACGGAAACCCUUAUUUCAAUUCCUUCACAUCUGUCAUAGCGUUUUCUGGUGUUGUCGCAGUGUCGGUGGCUAUCAUGAUGCCAG
Amoebophrya sp. A25 is the source of this 2565-nucleotide messenger RNA. Lineage: Eukaryota; Dinophyceae; Syndiniales; Amoebophryaceae. The record is from the annotation of a GenBank genome assembly.